Molecule: messenger RNA, 4089 nt
Organism: Pseudomyrmex gracilis
Lineage: Eukaryota; Metazoa; Arthropoda; Insecta; Hymenoptera; Formicidae
Gene: Rsod
Exons: 19
Coding region: 43-3426 (1127 amino acids)
Biological process (GO): superoxide metabolic process
Molecular function (GO): metal ion binding
Source: RefSeq, a predicted model, not a curated record
GAUGUCAGCGCGAUUGAGAAUAAAAAAAAACUAUAGUCUCCGAUGUUCAACUACGACUAUGCGGUGGGGCUUCUGUUGCUUUGCUGCGUAUCUGUCGCGAGCUCGUUUAGACUCGCCGCAUACAUUUCUUCCGGUGGUCUCCAUGGAGAAAUUAGAUUCGAAAGAACUGGCGAAUCUUCAGUGCGAAUACGAUAUUCUCUAAAACCGACGUUGCAGUAUCCGGAUCAGCAAUGGUUGUGGUCGGUUACUCAGUUUCCCGUCGAUUACACGAUAAUCGAUGACAGAUGCGACAAACGGCACGUCGGAGAAAGCAUAAUCGAUUUGACGGAAAAAGUCGGGCCCCUUGAGUUGCCAACAAAUCAAACGGGUUCGAUAGAAGUCGCGGAUUUAUCUUUAACCGGAGAAAUGGGUUUGUGGGGAAAAGGUUUGCUGUUAAAAGAUACUUAUUCGUCGCGAACAAUAUGCGCUUCUAUCACGGUUCUCGAGAAAAACAUUGAGAAACUCGCUCAGGCCCGGUUUUACAGUCCCGUAGCUGGAACGGUGCUGUUUCGAUGGUUAGGCGUUCAGAUAGACGAUAAGUCCACCGAUACGAUCAUUCAUACGAAUUUGCAUUAUUCUUCCAAACCGAACACACAGUUGGCGCUAAAUUACACGGAACAUCAUUGGAAGAUUUACGUCACAGAUAUCUUCGAAAGCGGCAAAGACAACUGUAAUAUACUUCAAAGUGUAUUCGAUCCGAACGAUUCCGGCGUCGGAGAAUCCAUCGGGGAUAUCGAUGUGCGUUUGGGCAAAGUCAAGGUUGCCGUAACUACAAAAGAAAAUUACAAAACUUUCUAUAGAGAUCCGGAACUGUCUCUGCUGUCGGCAGAUUUGCUCAGUCCGCAUCGUCAUUUGUAUCUGGUCAUCUUUCAUCCGAUACAUCAGGACUCGUUUUUGGCUUGCGCCAAAAUUAAUCAUCGCAAACCAAUACACACCAAGGCGGUAAUCAAUUCGAACGGAAUCAAAGGAAAAGUUACGGCAAUUCAGGAAACGCCGUUCGAUCCUACAUGGGUUAACGUCUCUCUGACAACUAUAAACGAUUUGGAAGCCAGAUUGCGAUACGCCACCAAAGUGGCGUCAUACAGAAUUCACGAAUUACCUCCGGAAUCGACAAAGAGCGUGGGAAUUACUGUCGAUCCGUGUUUAACUACAAAACGCCUGUUCAACCCUUUGAAUAUCGACGAGAAGACUAUACCACCACCAGGUUUAGGCACUCAGGAUCAAUAUGCUAUUGGCGAUCUGUCCGGUAAACUCCAAGGUCGAAAAGAAGGAUCUUAUCAUACUGAUAUUUUACCCGGUAGCGCAAAGCUCAGUGGCACAUACUGGGACGUGUAUCUACCGCUUUCCGGAGUUCACAGUAUUGUUCAUCGGUCUUUGGUUGUUUAUAAAUACAAUGAGACUGACAACAAAAGCGUGAUUCCAUGGGUUUGUGGCACGUUCACGCUUUAUGUGCCCCAUACCGACUGGCAAAUGCCCAUGCAAACGGCAGAAGUAGUGUUCAGGUAUCCUAUAGUCGGCCACAUACUUUUCCGACAGCCGAAGGAUGAUCCCGAAACAGACACUACCAUAAUAAUCGAACAUCUUGUUCACGCAGACGGCAAUAUAAUAAAUAACACUGCUGGUCAUAGAUGGAUGGUGCAUGACAAUCCAGUGGGUAAAGACUUUUACAAUUGGACAGCUCGAUGCUUAAGUGCCGGAUCACCUUACAAUCCGUACAAAGUGGAAUGGAGUCCAAGUAGCUCUUGUCUCGUCUCGGAAACGUCGCUGUGUCGUUUGGGCGACUUGACGCGACAUGGAACGCUCGAAAUCGUCGGCAAAAAAGUUAACGCUUCGGAACUAACUCGAAAACUUUUUACGGACACGAUGUUACCGUUGUCGGGACAUCACACGUUGUUCGGCAAAAGUUUAGUUAUUUAUGAUGAUCACGGUCCAGUUGCUAGAGGAGAUCGGCUGGCUUGUUCCACUAUCAGCGGAGUUUAUCGGCGUAAAGCGGUCGCCAAAGAUUGGUUCGGCAAUGGAGAACAAAUAUCACUAAGAGGAAAAUUGGAAUUCUUGCAACAGAGCGAAUACGAUAUCACUAGUGUGGAUGUCUCUCUUGAAGGUAUCGGCGGAAAGAUGAGCGAAUAUCACAUACACAUGACUCCUGUAGAAUACGACUUGGAGUUUCCGUGCGAAGAAACAUCGCUUUAUGGACAUUGGAAUCCACUGUACGUCAAUAAGACAGACGUUCCGAUGGAAGAGGGUACGCUCGAUCAAUAUGAGAUGGGCGAUUUAAGCGGGAAAUUCGGUUCUUUGGACAACAAAAAACGACAUAUGGCAACGUACAAUGACACGAUGCUACCGCUGUUCGGUCCGAGAAGUGUGCUGGGACGCAGUAUAGUAAUUAACGCGAAACAAAAGAAUACAAGAUGGGCGUGCUCGACUAUCGAGAGAGGAUACUCUCCGACCGAAGCCAGUGAAUUACGGGCCAUCGCGUCGUUUCAUCAUCCACAAGGCUUCGUGUACGGUUACAUAAAAAUGACACAGCUCGUCUAUAAAGACGGUAGUCAGAGUGAGACGAUAAUCGAAGUGAACCUGCGACAUCCCGGGAAACACGAUCGCAAUAUUACCAGAAAUCACAACUGGGCAAUAUACGUAAAUCCUGUGGGUGUGGACGCCGCGGUGAAGGUGAAGAAUACCCGGUGCGUGGCGGGUGGAUACGUUUGGAAUCCCUAUUUUACUCAACUAGCCGAUCCGUUGAAUGAUGAUCUUUACCGAGAGGAAUGUGGUCCGGAUCUGCCGCUCAGAUGUUACGUCGGUGACAUAUCGUCUCGUUUAGGACCGAUUAACGUGGGAGAAAAACGACAAGUGUUCACAGACCCGAAUUUUCCUCUGGGUGGAAAGAUAUCCGCGCUAGGCAGGUCUAUUGUUAUUUUCGAUAAGGACUUUGGCAGCAACAGAUUUUCGUGCGCGAACAUCGAACCUGACAACAACAUCGUGAAAUACGCGAACAUUAGGAAACCACCGCGAUUUGUGGUAGCGCAAUUUUUGGAGGAUGUGAGAAAAGUAAUGGGAAUUCCCGAGUGGAUGCUGUCUAUUGACAAUAGACAGACAAAGAUAUUGCACAACGGCGCGUGUAUUCAAUUUCUAAUGCAUUUUAAAGGUCCGAUUGCCAGCAAAUUGGAGCAAGACUUUAGCAGACUUAUAUCAAUUGGCAAACUCGAAGCUCCGAGUUUAUACAUUCCAGGAUAUAUACCCACAAAACGAAAAAGUACAUUGGGGCAUCGACAGUGUGGUGUGCGCGAUCCAAAUGACAAAGGCUUUUCCCUCUAUAGUAGCUCCUCCAUUUUGUUUUCACCGGAAGUAUUUGUAAUACUCUCUUCAAUAAUAAUGAAUGUGAUAAUGUAAUAAGAAAUCUAGUUUAGACAGUUUUUUUAUAAGCUUAUUGUUAAGAGCGCGCGAUAUGUGGGAACAUGUGGCGUUCCAUAAAUGAGCUCGCGUUUGUGUAUGUAUGUGUGUCGAAAAACUAUUUUUGGUCACCACGUGCUUGAAGUAUGCUGCAAAUGCAAGAGGUGACAUAAUUUUGAGUGAUACUGUUUGUACAUUAUUUAAAUCACAUAUAUAGAAUUAAACAUAUAAAGUGUAUAUUAUAGAAGUUGAGUAUCGGAACACAUUUUUUUAAAGAGAACUAAGAAAAGAGCAUUGAAAAACAAAAAAACAAAAUGAUAUUUUAUAUGAUCGACGGUGUCCAUGAUAUCGUCUUGCAAUAAAUGAUUUAAUUGUAAAGCACAGCGAGAAAGGAACACAAUUCAACAAUUUUUCAUUUCACAAUUGUCCAAUUGCACGAGAAAUAGACUGUUCUAAAUAAUAACUCAUUAAAAAAAAUAUAUAAUCUCUUUGAAGCAGUAGACUAGAUCUUUUACAAUUGACCUAUGAUCUCGAUCAAAAAGAUUGACAUAUUUCUACAUUGAGGAUGAAGAUCGUCUCAACAGUGCAGCGCACCGUCGAGCCGUCGAAGAAGUUCUAUACUCUUCAGCAAACUGUUUUAGUCGAAACGUCGAAAGGGUCGCU